CUCGCCUCGCUCGAUACGUGUCAGUGGUUAGUGGCUGAAUGUGUUUGCAUUUCGUUGUUAUUAUAUUACGUACUUCUAACUAUUGUUUUAUAUUCGUCAUGUUACAGCAAGCACCCUACGCCACGGCCGCCGCCGUGACAGCGGGCGUUCUCGGUAGCGCCUACUACGCCUACCACAUCUACCAGAACCGAAAGAGGUUACCAACUGAAUGGACGCAAGUCGGUACCCUGGAGCAUAUCUACGCGUACCCGAUCAAGUCGUGUGGGGGUAUUGCCAUGGAGACAGCUAUGUGCACGACAUUAGGGCUGAGAGAUGGCUGGUUAAGAGACAGAGUGUUGAUGGUUGUAGACCAGAAAGGCAACUUUGUGACGGCCAGAAACUACCCGGAGCUACUGCUGGUCCAACCCAGCGUGCGGAACUCCAUCCUCACGCUGAAGCACCGCGACAUGGAGCCCGUCUAUGUCAACAUGGCUGAGGUGGUUGCGUUGCAGAGCCCCAAGACAGCUGUGGUGUGGGGAGUGACGGUGCCUGUGCUCGACUGUGGGUGGGAGGUCUCAGAAUGGUUUUCUAGACUAUUGGACAUGUCUGCGAUCAAUUUCCGCUUAGUGUACUACGCGACGCAAAAGCCGAGAAAGUUGAACCUGAUGGGAAACACUUUUUACAAAUUCACCAAGAAUGACACGGGAGCGCUCCCAGAUGAGACCUCCUACCACAUAAUCAACGCGUCAUCCGUCACCGACCUCAACGCGCGACUGCGGUCGUGUCAGGUCACUCACCACACAUUCCGGCCAAACUUCGUGGUACAAGGCUCGCAGCCUUAUGACGAGGAUCGUUGGCAGUUCCUAAAGAUUGGAGACAAUGUGUUUGAAGUCAUCAAGCCGUGCUUGAGAUGUGUACUCACAACGAUCGACCCGGAAACAGGCGUGCGCAGAGAGGAGCGGGAGCCACUAGAGACUUUGAAAACUUACCGCCAGACCCCUGACCCCGAGGAGCGCCGCGCGUCCGGCCCCUCUCCCCGCAUGGGGCUGCAGCUGGCGCUUCGCUCCGGGCACGGACUCGUGUCCCUCCGCGACCCCGUGUUCGCCGCGUGACGUUCGUCUCAAACAGUCUAGCAAACAAUGCAGCUGAUGUAGACGGUGCUCUGCUCCGUCCACGGACUGGUACCCUUCACGACCCCAUGUUCGCCGCGUGACCUUCGUCUCAAACAAGACUAUUGCCUUAUGAAGAUGCUCUGAUGUAGACAGUGCUCUGGUAUCCCUUCACAACCUCGUGUUUGCCGCGUGGCCUUCGUUCAUAGUGUCUUCGUCUCAAGUAGCCUGACAUUGCAAUGUCAUCUGUCAACGGACACGAACUUAUGUCACUCCAGGACUCCGUGUUCGCGUGAACUAUCGCUAGCAAUCUGGCAC
Molecule: messenger RNA, 1406 nt
Organism: Cydia strobilella
Lineage: Eukaryota; Metazoa; Arthropoda; Insecta; Lepidoptera; Tortricidae
Product: mitochondrial amidoxime-reducing component 1-like
Exons: 8
Coding region: 39-1091 (350 amino acids)
Molecular function (GO): molybdenum ion binding; pyridoxal phosphate binding; catalytic activity
Source: RefSeq, a predicted model, not a curated record